AUGGUGAUCAAGACCGAGACUUGCUCAUUCAGCGAAAGCCGCAUCUACCCUGGUCACGGCUCGCGUUACAUCCGUCGCGAUGGAUCUGCAUACGUAUUCAUCAAUGCAAAGAGCAAGUCGCUAUUUUUGCAGCGCAAGAAGGCUACCAAGAUCGUGUGGACCCUCGGCUGGCGCCGCAUGAACAAGAAACUCAAGGUUGAAGAAGUUUCUCGUCGUCGCGCUCGCAAAACCACUAAGAUCCAGCGUGCCAUAGUUGGUGUCUCGGCCGAUGACAUUCGCAAGAAGCGUAACCAGAAGCCGGAGAUUCGUGCUGCUGCCCGUGCCGCCUUGAAGGAGGCUAAGGAGCGUAGCAAGAUGAAAAAGACGGUCACCAAAGUUGAGCACGCUAACAAGGGAGCGAAAGGAUCCAACGCACCGCGCGCUCAGAAAAAGUCUGGCAACCGCGGUGCCAUCUAA
Molecule: messenger RNA, 456 nt
Organism: Plasmopara halstedii
Lineage: Eukaryota; Oomycota; Peronosporomycetes; Peronosporales; Peronosporaceae
Product: 60s ribosomal protein
Exons: 4
Coding region: 1-456 (151 amino acids)
Biological process (GO): cytoplasmic translation
Cellular component (GO): cytosolic large ribosomal subunit
Molecular function (GO): mRNA binding; structural constituent of ribosome
Source: RefSeq, a predicted model, not a curated record